AGAAGUAGAUCGCCCCCUAGAUACUGAAAGAAGCUUACAGACUUCGAACAAAAUGAAAGCGGCAAGCUUCUGGUUAGCAACGGAAAAGAUGCUUUUGUAUAAAAAAUAUGCUAUUACUUUGAGUAAAGGAAGCAAACAGCUCCACGUUUUUUGACCAUAGAAAUCGAAAGGAAUUUACAUUUAAGUCAUGCUAAGGAAUGGCUAAGACGUGUGUAUCGGAGAGCGCGUCCCUGCAGGCGUCUCUCAGUGUUGUCGGAGCACUGGAGUGUGUUGUACGUCGCUGUGUCGGGCCAGAGGGUGGGAGUGUGCUCUUCACAAAAGACACAGGAGAGACACUCAUCACCAGGCAUGGACAACGCAUUCUCACUUCUCUGCACCUGGACCACCCUAUAGCCAGAAUGGUCUUGGAAUGUGUGUGCGCACAUGAUCGUGUUACAGCAGAUGGAUCUAAGUCGUUUAUCCUCCUGUUGGCCACACUGUUGCGAGGAAUUCGUGACUCUGUGAACAGACAGCACAAAGCAACCUGGAACCUGGCCACCCCCCGAAAUCUGGCCAAUCGGCUUCUGGCCUUCUGCUGGAAGGAGCUGGAUGAUGUCAUAGACCAUUGUGUGGUCCCUUAUGCCUCAUCGCUUUUUCUUCUGAAUGGGUAUAGACUGGAAGGGAGAGUGUUGCCUGCUCUAGUGAGAGGGUAUGUUGCAGGAAGAGUUGGCAUUGGCCAGGCUGAAAUACUGACACCUCUCCUUUGUGAGCUAUACAACAAAGUCAGUGAUGAACAAGAUCAUUUAACUGAAGAACCAAUUGCAUUCCUCAAUUCCAAUUUCUCUUUGCUGCACAUAACAGUGUCGGGACUUCCCACUGGCCGUUCACAAGUGGUGGAAGGAAUUGUAUUUGCUCGUGAUUGGUCAGUGUGGAGAGAGGCUCCACACUGUGGUCCAGUGAAAGCACUGAUUGUUUCUCAGUGUCUAGAUAAGCCUUUGGCUGCUGUUGGAGAAAAUGUUAGCAUUUGUUUUCAGCAGGACUGGCUCCUUCACUCAGAGAGAAUAAUGGAGGCGAGAUUAGCGGCAAUGCUCUCACUGCAGGCGCACGUGGUGCUGUCGUCGGUGAAGCAACCUGAGCGCAUGCUGGAGUGGGCUCGGGAGAACAGUCUGGCUGUUCUGGAGUGCAUGGACUCAGAGCAGCUGGAGCUUCUCUGCCAGCUCACUGCUGCAGACACACCCCCUCUGCAGCCGAUGCUCCGUGUUGUCAUGCUGAGCUUCUACCGCCGUCUGCACCCAGGAGGGGGCGGCGUUGCUCAGCUUGGGAUCCCCUGCUGUGGCUUCCCACAUGCGCACACACUCGUGCUGUGUGCACCCACUGCUGGAGCACUUGAACAGAGCAUGUGUGCGAGCCGAGGCACUUUUGCAAUGCUCCAGCAUCUGUGUCAUGCUGUUCUUAGGAGGACAGAACAAACAAGUGAGACACACACUCUCAAUGACUCAUGUACACGAGAGACAGAGAGAGACGGUGUCUGUGAAGCAUGUGAAAAUCAUGACCAUCAUGACCAGUGUCACAUACCACUUCCUGACCAGUCUUCUUCAGGCCAGUCACGAGGUCCGGCUUCCCCUCCGGACUUGUGGGACGUUAUUUUAAAGGCUGGUGGAGUUCUUCCUGUGGGUGGAGCAUUUGAGUUCCUAUUACAUCAUUCCUUGUUGCACUGCUGUAACCAUGGUGACACUCAGAGUCGGAGGCUUCUUGCUGAGGCCAUCCUGAGCAUGUUCAGAUCCUUGCACUCCCACAAACCAAGAUAUUUUUUGCAGCACCACACACAUUUCAUGAGCAAGCUGCAGAUAAUGAAACUGGGCCAUGCCGUUCGUGAGCUUGGGUCAGGGUCAGAGUUCAGACUUGCCUUAAGGCCAGAGGGGCCAGCUUCUUUGUGUGUAGAAUCAGUCUGUAGUAAACACCAGCUGGUGGUAUCUGUGCUGCAGUGUGUGAGCAGACUCUUGUGUGUAGGGGCUAUACUAUACAUCCCUAGUCUUGCACAGAGGCCACUUACCACAUGUUCUGAGGAGAGUGAAGAAGAGAACAUAUAACGCUGAGUCACCACUUCUUCUCUAGCACAGUUUCUCAUAACACUUGAUUUAAGUCUUUUGCUAAUCAUCAAAGCCUUUGUGAGAUGAAUCAGGUUUACAGCACAAAAAUGUUGUCACAUGGGUCUUUCUAGGUUCAGAUUAGUACAUUCCUUACAAAUUAGGAAAUUCCCAACAGCGUUAAUUUCCCCAAAGUACCCUAGGGCAAUGAUUACUAAUAUGAUAUUACAUGAACAUUGCAUGCACUGUAUUUCAGUGAUCACAAAUCUAGGUUGAUACAAUUAGCAUAUUGUCUGCUGUAAUGUUUUUGUUGUUGUUUUUUUUUGUUUCCUGGGACAAAAACUUGUGUGAUUUUCACCAUUUGUGUAAUUGCCAGAUAAAUUGAAAUAAUUUAUUCUUUAAAAAGUAUUUUCUUAAUUCUGUCUGCUGGUUGUUAAAGAUGGCUGCCAGAAUCUUUUGAAGUUGUUUACUCAUAUUUUCAUCACAUAAGGGGGCUACAUAAUAAAACAUUCCUAACCUAAUUUGUAAUUAUAAUUUGAAGUCAAAUAAAGUUUUGCAUGCUCAUAAGUGAGGUAGGGAUAGAUGGAACACA
Electrophorus electricus (electric eel) is the source of this 2658-nucleotide messenger RNA. It is a transcript of the gene bbs10, whose product is annotated as Bardet-Biedl syndrome 10. The record is from RefSeq and is a predicted model, not a curated record. NCBI's taxonomy places the organism in Eukaryota, Metazoa, Chordata, Actinopteri, Gymnotiformes, Gymnotidae. Gene Ontology annotation, biological process: chaperone-mediated protein complex assembly. Gene Ontology annotation, molecular function: ATP binding.